AUGAGGACACUGUCUCUUUUUGCCUUUUUCCUUCAUGUUCUUCACUUCUCCUUUCAGCAAUUUCCGCGACCCUGCACCACACCUGAAGCUCUACGCCUAAAAGAAUGUUGUCCGGUUUGGUCUGGAGAUGGUUCUGUGUGUGGGGCCCAGUCUGGGAGGGGGUUUUGUCAAGAUGUAGUGGUUUCAAAUCUCCCAGACGGACCCCAGUACCCUCACUCUGAGAUGGACGACAGGGAGAGGUGGCCCCUGGUUUUCUACAACCGUACAUGUCGCUGCGCUGGGAACUACAUGGGCUUUGACUGUGGGGAGUGUACGUUCGGUUACUUCGGGGCCAACUGUGCAGAGAGGAGGGAGUCGGUGCGACGGAACGUCUUCCAGCUCUCGGUGACAGACCGGCAGCGUUUCAUCUCCUACCUGAAUCUGGCCAAAAACACCAUCAGUCCCGACUACGUCAUUGCCACGGGGACGUUCGCUCAAAUGAACAACGGCUCAAACCCCAUGUUCGCGGACGUGAGCGUGUACGACCUGUUUGUUUGGAUGCACUAUUACGUGUCGCGGGACGUGCUGCUCGGCGGGCCAAACAACGUCUUUGCAGACAUCGAUUUUGCUCACGAAGCGGCGGCGUUCCUGCCCUGGCACCGUGUCUACCUGCUCUUAUGGGAGCACGAGAUCCGAAAGCUGACGGGCGAUUUUGACUUCACCAUCCCGUACUGGGACUGGAGAGAUGCUGAGGACUGCCAGGUGUGCACGGACGAGCUGAUGGGGGGGCGCAGCCCCCUGAACCCCAAUCUGAUCAGCCCCGCCUCUGUCUUCUCAUCGUGGAAGGUGAUCUGCACACAGCCAGAGGACUACAACAGACGUGAGGUGCUGUGUAACGGCACAGCAGAAGGACCGCUCCUUCGUAACCCUGGUAACCAUGACCGCAACCGCGUUGGUCGCCUGCCCACGACGGCGGAUGUGGAGUUUGUGCUGGGACUAAGUGACUAUGAGACAGACCAGUUGGACCGCAGAGCGAACAUGAGCUUCAGAAAUGCACUGGAGGGUUUUGCGGAUCCUCAGACAGGUCUGGCGGUGACAGGACAGAGCACAAUGCACAACGCUCUGCAUGUGUUUAUGAACGGUUCCAUGUCCUCCGUCCAGGGCUCAGCCAACGACCCCAUCUUCCUGCUCCACCACGCCUUCAUCGACAGCAUAUUUGAGCGGUGGUUGAGGAGGCACCAACCAGCCCGUACUAUCUACCCGGCAGCUAAUGCUCCCAUUGGACAUAAUGACGCAUACUACAUGGUUCCAUUCCUCCCACUGUUCAGAAAUGGAGACUACUUCCUCUCCACCAAGGCCCUGGGAUAUGAGUAUUCAUACCUAAUGGACCCCAAUCAGAGAUUUGUUCAGGAGUUCUUAACUCCAUAUUUGGAGCAGGCUCAGCAGAUAUGGAGGUGGCUGCUGGGGGCGGGACUUCUUGGUGCCAUCAUAGCAGGAAUCAUCGCAGCAGCUGUUGCCAUGGCAUGUCGACGCCGGCAACAGAGGAAGAAGACCAGUGCAUCAGCUUAUGGAGAGAGACAACCCCUACUACACAGCAGUGAGGAGGAUGGAUCAGCAUCUUACCAGACUACACUGUAG
This is a messenger RNA of Chanos chanos (milkfish), 1617 nucleotides long. RefSeq names its product tyrosinase (gene tyr). The coding region runs from base 1 to 1617 and encodes 538 amino acids. Gene Ontology annotation, molecular function: tyrosinase activity. The transcript is spliced from 5 exons. Gene Ontology annotation, biological process: melanin biosynthetic process; pigmentation. Lineage: Eukaryota; Metazoa; Chordata; Actinopteri; Gonorynchiformes; Chanidae. The record is from RefSeq and is a predicted model, not a curated record.